Messenger RNA from Porites lobata, 12411 nucleotides. The record is from the annotation of a GenBank genome assembly. Lineage: Eukaryota; Metazoa; Cnidaria; Anthozoa; Scleractinia; Poritidae.
AUGACCGAAUCAAGCAAUUGUGGCGCUGGAAAAUGCCGCUGUUUUUUGAAAAAGGCUAUGGCCGUUUUAACAGUGUUCUGCGCUGUCGGCGGAGUUAUUUACGUUACGGGAUUUGGAAAACAAAUUCAUGAAGCUGUAAACAAAUUUAUAAGACCUGAUCAGGAAGAUAAACUAGCAAGGAGAAGGUAUGAACGAAAAAUUUCGUCUCACGUGCUCUCAACGUUUAGUUAUUCACGGUACAUACUUAAUUUCGCGUUUAACAGAUUUAAUUGAUUUGUUUUGGCUACCAAUAAUUGUAGUCGAGUGAGUUCACGGGUCUCUAUGGUUAAAGGUAGCCAUUACUGAUGGUAAUAAAUUUCGUAACUCCAGAACUCUCCUCUUGUGUUUAUCUGACUACUUAUGCUUUAUGAAUUUUGUUUCGCAGAUGUGUUAUUCAGAAUAUUAAAGCAAUUAAAUUUCUAGUGCUAGUUAUAGCAACUGAGUUCUAGUAAAAAGCAUUUUUCGUUUGCACUUACAGAACUCUGUCAGAUUUGAGAUCGAAUCUGAGAACUACAGCUCUAUUUUUAGUAUUUCUCCAAUUUCCUAUGCUUACCUUGAGGCCAUAGGUUUUGUGCAUCUGUGUCAUUUUAAACCAAGCGAUUAUUAUUUUUUAUUUAAUUGUAAAUUGACCCUUACUUCUCAGCGGCUCAGCAGGUUUCGAAAGAUAUAAAUGACGAACGAAACAAUAUAGUCACCAUAAGAGCCGUAUAAACGUCAAAACUGAAAGCCGCUUGCUUUACCUCUAAAUAAACUAAAAAAUGCUCUAAAUAAAAGUUGUGAUUUGCCGCUGAUCACCCUCGGAUAUCUGAAGACGUAGUUCAAGUGUUUCCUGGAAUUUUACCCCAUCCACAUGAAUAACUUUCUUAUUGGUUUUGCUAAUUCCAAAUGCCGGUAUAGAAAAGCCUUAAUUGGUAGCACUGUCCUAAACUCAAGACUGAGUACCUGAAUGUAAUAACCAAUAACUGAGAUAUCGCGGUCAAUUUUCGUAUGUAGUGCUUUCAGUUGUCCUAGUCUAUCGACUAAGGGUCCAAUUUUGAAUUUUGACAGAACGUUUUCUAUGCUGACCUGUUAAGCGCCAUUUCAGUAACUUUUUUUUGUGUUUGUGUUUUUUCUUUUUUUUAGAGCGGUCUAAAAUGCUCGGAAUUGAGUGACAGACCUAAGUCGUAAAUGUAAUUGUAAAUGUAAUUCUCCAGUAAAUAAAGAUGUCGGUCCUACAGCCAAAUUUUUAGUUGGAAGACUAUUUAUCCACAACCAUUACAAUAUCAGUUCACUCAAGUGGCAUUUCGCGCCGGGAUUUUCUCAUAUCCUUAUGAAAACUGAUCAGAGCUCAAGGACUUCAAGGGCGUGCUACUAUUUCUGACGACUGGGGCAUAGAUUUUAGCGGUCCAACUUUCAAUCUUGACAGGGCUUUUUAUUAUCGUUAUAACCUAUCAAAAUAUUGAAACUGGAUCUUUGCUAGCAAACAUUCUGUAUCAAACAAUGUUGUAAAAUUCAAAUCCUUACACUCGAGAGACAAUUGCAAUCAGCCAUAGAAGAACGACAGUUGAAUUAUAUGCAUGUUUUUUUUUUCACUUUGCAGUGAGCCAGCAGGAGCACCCUCAGAUCCUCUUAGGUUCAAAACCGCAGCUGUUGCGGCAGACUACAAGACGUGUUCAGAAGACGGCGCUAACAUUUUAAAAGAGAAAGGCGGUAACGCGGUUGAUGCCGCAAUUGCCACUGCCUUGUGCGUCGGCGUGGUGAACACUCACUCAGCAGGCAUCGGCGGUGGAGGAUUCAUGAUCAUUUAUAACAAGACCACUGGUAUGUUUGCAACGCAAUUCGUAAAAGGCCGAUACAAAUCGCUGUCAUAAAAGACUACUAUACUCGGUAGAGCGCUUGAGUGCAGAGCAGGAGUUCGAGGGUUCGAUUCCCGGGGCCAGACCAAUACUUAGAGUCUGCAAAUAACUGAGAAAUCGAGGUCAUCCUUUACAGUAGGCGUCUAGACCUUAAUGUGGCUUCCCGUCUCCAGCUAGAGACGUAAAAAUGCCCCCAAUUACUACGUACGUGCUAAAUAAAUUGAAACUCAAAUAUAGGGCAUGGCAUUCUUUUAAAGUAUAUGUAGCUAACGCUAUUUACGUGACCCGGUGACGUCAUGAUUGGAAAUUUCCGCCAUCUUGGAUUUUUAUACGCCACUUACACAUCUCCCAUGAUGCACCUUAUUUGUUUCCCAAAAUUUUGCACAACCUUUAAAAUUUUGUUUUUCAUUUCUCCUGGGUAUUACAGCCGUCUCAAGAGAAAUUGAAAACAAUGCUUAUGCAAAAAUUUGGGGGCCAAAUAAGGUGCAUUAUGGGAGACGUGCAAGAGGCGAAUUCUGUCGAAAAAGUGACAAUGGGACGAGAUUAUUCAAAGUUAGUUUUAAAAAAUGUUCUUAAGUUAUACAAUCUAUUUUGACAACAACGACUUCUAAAAAUCUUGAAGCACAAGCUGUUUCUCAUGAAAAUUUCACUUACAAAGAGUUUACAAGCUGAAAACACUCAAAUCGUGCAUGGAUGUUUUCUUUUAAUAUUUAUUUUUUAUGAAAAAUUAAAAAUCAUAGGUGAGACUACGGCGAUCAACUUCAGAGAAACUGUGGCUCAGCAUGAAAAGGCGGAUUCCAUGAAGGAGUUUCAGCACCUCAUGUUCCAGUGGAAAUCAAGAGGUAAUUUAAAAUAAUUAGCAAAUGCUGGAUGAGGCUGCCGGGCUAUGUUCUCACUAAAACUAUACGGAUGGGCUUCCGUUUCCAUAUAAUUGUGAUUACUCUGACGGCGCAAAGCAUGCGUCGCCUCGAUUUCCAAAGUGGAGCGUCACGUAUCAAAUAAGCUCUUUGCCACAUUUGACUGAAGAGUGAACAGGUGUUCGCACCGAGUCUGAUAAGGCCGUACGUAAGUGAAGUAGCGUGAGUUAUCACGAUGAGUUAUUCACGGGUAGGUUACCAAAUUAAGAAAUUUCAAGAUUCUGCAUGUCAAAUCUUGAAAUUUCAAUAUUUUGCGUGUCAAAUCUUGAAUUUCAAGAUCUUGCAUGUCAAAUUUUGAAAUUUCAAUAUUCUGCAUGGAUUGUUAAAUAGUGAAAUUUUAAAAUUUUUUAACUUACUAGUAAUUAACUCACGGUAAAUAACUCACGACAUCGGCGGACCCGUUCGGACCCGUAGCGAAAGUGAACAAGUAGGAGUAAGGAUUGGAAUCCACUGACAAGGAAGUAAAUAUUCAGGAGUGUUGACUGGGAUUUAGUCCACCAAACCCUUUCGGACAACUGCUCCGGCAGGAUGUUCGAUGUGUGUGAACGACUUGUUCCAGUUCUGAGCCGUUGCUGUUUAUACUAAUACCAGAUAGCUUAUCGUGUCAGCACGAACAGCUGUCCGGCAAAGUGUGAACAUAUAGCCUGAGUAUGAUAUGAAGAACGGAAACGCUCUAAGAGAUCUGCAUAAUUCCUCAUUGAGUUCGAAAGCCGAAUCCAAUAAUUGUUUUACUGUUCGUUCAAAAUAUUUCCGAUUUACCUUGAUCUAGUAUGUAAAAUUCUCUUCUUCAUAAUAUUCGCUUGCUCCUCGCUCAGCUUAUAAAGAGAUGGUUAUUCAAGCAGGCUUUCUUUAAAUAGCAGUUGUCAUCUGCUGAGAGGUGUUUGCUUUUCGGCCAUCUUAACAACAAUGACCUCAAGCUACGCGCUCGGUCAUUACUUGUAAGAGGGACUCAGAGCUAAGGCAUCAUCCUGUAUAAAAUUUUCAGAAACGAAGACCCGUGUCCCGGGGGAAGGAGAAUUUAUAGGCGUUCCUGGUGAGCUAAGAGGUUUUGAAUUAGCCUGGAAAAAAUAUGGCAGCAUGCCCUGGAAAGACCUGUUUGAUCCUGCUAUUAAGAUUGCCUCUGAGGGUUUCAAAGCCACGCACACAAUAAUAUCCGCUGUGGAAAAGAAUGCGGCCAAUGUAUCGAAUGAUCCUGGCCUUAGGUGAGUGAGAUAUACAUUAGUUUGACCAUACAUCACCCGUGCAGGAAUCUAAGCCGCCAGCGCUAGCCUAGUUGUAAAGAGACUUGCCAUUAUGUAUAAACCAGGACUAACCCAACUAGAUCAGUCCUAACCUAAGUGGUAUUUACAGAAGUGAUAGGUUUUAGAUCAUAUUCGUGAAAAGGCCAUUUAUAUUUCAUUUUCGAAAUGAGUCGUUUGAACGGCCAGUUGUAACUAAUGGGAAGCUUCCUCCACGUUAUGCCAAAUAAUUCUUUUUCAAGCAUCUCAGAAAUGGAUUGAAUUGUGGUAGCUAUUGCCUUCUAUCUACUCAUUUGGUUUUCUGUUGUUAGACCUUUAUUGAUCGUUUUGUUAUAGGAAAUUUUCUGAAAAGUAUCAUUAUAUUAAUUUAAAAUUUGCUACGGCAAAUUUUUGCAAAAAUGUGCAUGCAUAUAAAACUAAACUUUCUUGUGGCUACAGAUGAGAAUUUUGCAACUGAAACACGAGAAAACUUCUAAUUAUGACGCAUGCACAGUAAAUUUCAAGAAUAUUGAACGAUUCAUGAAACUAUUGUGUCAGUAAAGCAUUUUGAUAUUCCCUAGCGGCAAGCGUUAACACCUGCAGCUAUGGGUCAAACAUGAAGUUUAAGGCCUCUAAGUGUUAAGUGUUAACAGUCACACGGAAGACUGCAUGAGGCCUCUCUCUUAAUUGCCCGUGCCACCGUUCAUAAUUUACACCUUAAUUACUGUAUUUUGCGUAUUUUUAUUAGAUUUCACCGUUUAACUAGUGCAUUUUAGCUACUGCGUUAAGAGAAUUUUUUUUUAGAUUUUCCUUAGCAUGGGGUAGCGACCGUGGCGCUUCGCAUGGGUCACGUGUCCCGUUCGCGCUAUUCCCCUUUGGUCUAUUUCAAGCUAGUAUUUGUCUUGUUUUUAUUUAUUUGUUAUUAUUAGUGUUUCUUUUUAUUGUUUCUAUUUAUCAAGUCUUCUGGCAUUGAAUCGCCUUCUUUCUCCUUUUAGCGAAUUAUUUAGGCCAAACGGUAAAUGGAUAAAGAUGGGCCACCUAAUAAAACGAACAAAAUAUGCAAAAACUCUGGAGAAGAUUGCCCAGCAUGGCGCUGAUCUUUUCUAUACUGGAAAAAUGGCAAAGCAGGUAAGAAUUUAUGAUAACACCAGCUUUUUCCCCUCUUACAGUUUAUAGCCACAAGAAUAGCUUUAACGCCUUUGUGUUACGUUGGUCUACUUGUAAUACGCGGGCAGGUUCGCGCAGCGUUCUAAUUUUUGUAAGUUAUAAUUUACACAGUCGCUUGCGGCUUAAACCCAGAUAAGUAACCUUCUCCAAAGGAAUCUGGUACUCAGGCCACUUUUCGGCUUCGCCGACAAGACAUUAACUCCAAAGGCAAGUUAUAAGCUAUUAUCACUCUUUUUAUCCUAGUAAAAGCCUUGAUAGCCUUCGUGGCAGGCGUUUGGAUUUUGUCGCGCGAACGUUCAUGAGAAAGGAACGCCCGACGAAACCCUAAGACCGUCUGCGAGGGAGACUAGGCAGGCAUUCGAAAGGGAUUAGGAAGCGGGGACUGAAUUUCUAGCGCGCGAGGGGGAGGAAAGGAAACCUUUCUCCCCAGCGGGCAUGCGCACGCAGGAUAGUGCUUCGAUCGCGUACAACUAGAAGAUGUUUCAGGUGGGUUUAUACAAUCUUACAGCAUGUUGUUACCUUUUAACCUUCGGUAUGACGACCACGAAAAAAGGACUUGACUCGCAAUUCAAACCAUCAUUCACCAGCAAAAUUUUUUUUACGCGACUAGAAAGCAUUGCCUACAAUUCCACAGAGCAAGAAAGUCGUUACAGAAUUGUCUUGUUGAUAGGGACGCCGUUGAUUUUCUGUAUCUUGCAAACAUUUUGUGUCAAGUCGUGUGGCUGCACGGCUUGCCUGUUCCAUACAGUACUCCUACUUGCCGUGAACAUACUCUCAAAGGAAAGAACGCACGAAUAUAUUCUACAUUAAGACCAAACGAAUUUAUGGAUUAUGCAGGUGGUCAAGGACCUUAAAUCCGUUGGUUCGACGAUAUCGUUAGAAGACAUGAAAAAUUACAGAGCGACAGAAGUCAAGGCAGUGGAGUCUGACUUUCCAGGGGUGAAAGGAUUAAAAGUUUAUACCGUUCCACCCCCGGCGGGUGGAGUGGCAUUACUAAACAUUUUGAACAUUCUUAAAGGUAUGUUCAAGUUUUCAUCUUUUUCAGUGGGCUGGUGGAUUUUCAGUUUCAGCUUCUAUUAUUGUUUUCAAUAUUCAGAUAUAAUUUAAUAGCCUGAGUAAUAUAAUUAUAUUACAAUAUACAACAAUAGCAAGGGACUACCUGAAUUAAAGUAAAAUGAGUAAAAUGUACGCAGGGACCAAAGUACUUUGGCUUUUGAGCUGGUCAUUGCCACGUGAUAUCAACUGGCAUAGACAUUUUCCAUAACUAUACGAAAAAUGUUUGCAUUUUAUCUGCUUGGUAUUUGGAAGGCCCUGAAUUAGUACAAAAUUAGGAUUUAAGGUUUUCAGAUUGAAGAAAAACUUUAAACAGUGCACAAGCAUCUGUAAAGAUUUAGGCCCGUAAAAUGAGAUCGCGUACUUCCCCCUUUCGUCAGAAUGUUCCAUUUUGGGAAGGAAAAGCCGUAAGUCUAAUCUAUUUGUGGUACGUUUAGGAUGUGCUUUAGUGCUUCCUAGUUUGAAUUGAGUACAAGAUUAAGCGAUUCCUUUUACAAUUCACAAAAAAAACUAAGUCACAGACAACUGCAACAAUUAAAAACAAUUGCAACCCAGCUAUCUCCUACUCCUUUUUACUGUAUUAUCUAGCUGGCCUUGGCAGGCUGUUGGCAAUUCGUUUGACAAGGGCGGCUCAUUGUGAUUUGUGACCGGUAGACUGCUUGCAGUCUGACCGUCUUUGCUUAGCCUACGAAUACAGCCGUUUCUCGUCCUUAGUGGCGAGUAGCAAGACGAAAUGAUUGCAUUCGCAGGUUAGGCGUUGCUGUUCGAGUAAAAAUCCGUCCAGUUCUUAUCCCAGCCAGUGCGACAGCAAAUAAGGACGUCACAAAAAGAAAAAUUUGGGGAUUAAGUGGCAGAAAUGACACCAUGUUUAAUCGCCCGUUAUUUGACUCCAUUAACAGGGUUCAAAUUCGGUCCAGGGGACAUUAAAGAACGGCCUGAACUAACGUACCACCGCAUGAUUGAAGCAUUCAAUUUUGCAGCUGCAAAGGAAACUUACCUCACUGAUCCACUAUUCAGCGACAAGACGGAUCAGGUAAAAGAAUAACGGAUUAUUUGAAAUCAAACAGUUCUAAUAGAGGGUCGUAAACAAAAAAAGUAAAAACUAGGUUUUGCCCCUUUUAAACAAGAAAAUGGAAUUGUGAGUAACUGGAUCGGUUUUGUUGCCAAUACCAGGUCGCCAAUGUAAGGUAAUCCGGAUUCCGUAAUUCGGGAAAUUUUUGCAUUAGAAUUCAGUCCAAAGAAUCCAGAAUUUCGCUAACAGUUGAAAUCCAGAAUCCACACCGUGGGAUUAAGAAUCCAGGACUGUCCUGAAUUACCAUAUAUGUGGCGAACCGUGGUACAGUAGAACUGGACACGUAAAAGUUACGAAAACGGGAUUUGGACCUCGCCACGUGCACCCCACGUACACCCCAUGCCCAUCCAUUCAGGACGCAAUGAGCCUAAUGCAUGUUUACGUCAGACAAGCAAACUUCGCCACCAAGCCUCGUUUUGAAGUUGAAAAGUUGCCAAGUUUUGCAUAAAUGAAUUCUCAAGGCAGAACAGUUGUAUAGAAUAUUUACGCCCAAAGAGUGCAAAUGCGAAGAGUUUUGCUUAAAAACAAGGCUUGACGGUGAAAUUUGCUCGUCUGACGUAAUCAUGCAUAAGGACCAUUUCCUGCUGUCAAGCCUCUGAGUUUCAUAUACGAGGCAAGAUGUGAUGAAGGGAGAGACCGCAGAUUGAGACGUUUUGGCUCACAUGGAAUGACGCAGGACAAUCAAGUUUAGCAGAUCGACCAAUAAGAACCCUCGUUAGACUAUCGACAAUGCUGCGUACAUUCUUGACACGUGGAAGGCACCAAAAAAAUGCUCUUUAUUUGAGUGUCAAUGUAUUUAGCACGAAAGUACUGAUUGAGGACGCUAUUUUUAUGGGGCCGCCAUUUUACGUGGUCAUCCGAGCGAAGGUCCAGCCGCUUGCAGUGCAAAGAUAUUACCUUCAUUUCUCAGUUAUUUUAAGACGUUGAGUAUUGGUCCGGCCCUGGGAAUCGAACCCGCGACCUCCAACUCUGCAGUCAAGCGUUCUACCGACUGAUCUAAUCCUGCCCCUUAGUUAUUUCUGUAAGAGAGUGCAGUCUUUAGUCAUUUUGAGGGUUGGGGGAAAUUCAUUUCCACCAGAAUGAUUUUUUUUGUUGCUGAAACAAAGAAGUAAUUGGGAAACUAAUCUAACUAAAUUGUUAAAUACUCUGUAAAAUGAUUGUGAUUGUGAUUGUGAUCGUAAUCGUGAGAUCGCAGUCGUGAUCAUGAUCGUAAUCGUGACCGUGAUUGUGAUCGUGAAUGUGAUCGCGAUCUUGGUCGUCAUCGUAAUCGUGAUUGUGAUUGUGAUCGUGAUCGUGAUCGCUAUCGAGAUCGCGAUUGUGAUUGUGAAUGUGAUUCCGAUUAUAAUUAUUUCUGUUCAAAUUCAGGUCGUUGCGGAUAUGGUUAAUCCUGACAAGGGAGAGAAGAUUCGCCAACUUAUUGACGAUAAAUCUCACUCAGAUGACUACGACUACUACGGGCCGAUAAACUAUCACAUUGACGUCACAGAUGGCACUACUCACUUGUCCGUCCUGGAUAAAGAAGGGAACGCUGUUUCCUUGACAACAUCAAUAAACAAAUAGUAUUACAAAUUAAUAAAGUAGUAAUAAGCAAUGUUACGGAGAGAGGGCGACAACGAAAGAAGGUCAAAACGCUUUUGCCCCAACGCGCGCUGCUGUGCUUUGCGCAAGUUUCACGUGAUCAGAUGGUCAAAACACUCAUGAUCAAAUAGCGUUCUGUGCAUUCCAUUCAUUCCUAGUGGGAGUCCAAACGAAUGCUGGCUACAUACAUCCGACGCAUGCGUAAUAAAACCUUGGGAUUAGGAUUGCGGGCUCCUCUCGUCGCCUGCAAUAAUGAUAAGAAGAAGAAGAAGAAGAAGAACGGUUUAUUACCAUUCCAUUCCUUUCAACAUCAGAUUUAAACCAAAAAAAUUCAUGUUUUAAACCAGGCUUGUUGGUAUUCUAACCGGCGGCCUAGGCUGUGUGAGAGUUCGGGGCAGCCCACAGAGCCAGGGCUGCUGAUAGUAUUCUAGGGCCCAUCAAGUCCUUGUAACGGAAAUUUGACAACAUCGUUGCCCCAGUUAUCUAAAACACUCCCCAUGUUUUUUAUAUGUGGCGGCAACUUCUCUCUACGCUGACAUUCUUUUUGUUUCUCACUUUUUCUUGCAGUUUCGGUGCUAAAAUAAGAAGUAAGACACUAGGGAUUGUUUACAAUGAUCAACUCUGGGAUGCGGUUAAUUUGUGGGUAAAUGAAUUUCAUCUGGAACCUGAUACUAUGAAGCCUCGAAAGAGACCCAUGUCUCUUGCUUCGCCAUCCAUCAUCGUAGAUGAAAAAGGAAAUGUAAGAAUGGUGAUUGGUGCGGCCGGAGGAAAAUACAUCGCCACAGCUUUGGCACAGGUACCUAAAUACAUCUAGCAAUGUCUAAAACACCUUUCUCCCAUGUCACAUGAGCAAGGACUAUCGCCACAAAUCAGUAGCAAAUCUGCUUUCACGUCACGAAAUUUGUGGCAUAGUUUAACCAUUGUGGCGGGGCAGAAGGUUAAACCGCGGGGCAAAACCGGAGUUCUUAAAUGGCCGACAGGGAAAACGUAUGUGAUAUCUGAAUAAAAGAAAAGCUUGUUAUGUGACAAAAACAUGAAUGUAUUUGAGUGAUCUCUCAGUUUACCCUUUGAAGGUUAUUGCGAAGCAUUUACAUAACUGUAGGCAUAGACUCUUUUCAUGUAUUGAGAACGAGGUUAACGAAGUUCAAACACGCAGUCACAAUGGUAUAUGCACGCCGUUUUUGACACUGUCCGUGAAUGUUUCAGCAAUGUAGUCUGCGAAAAGUGGAUGUAAUUUAUAAGCUAACAAUUAUUUAAGAAACGGUCCAGAUAAGAACGAUAGCAACAACGGCAACGAACAUGUUGGAAUGCAAAAAAGGUGCUAACUUUUCUAUUGUCUGUACUUACUUCUGAUUGGCUUAAACAGCAAAAGUUAACAAAACUUCAUAAAGCAGUACAUAUAUUCAUCCUUACUUUCCAACCAUCUUCCAUAUAACAAAAUCUGGUCUCAGUUUGAAUAACAAAGAAAUCCUAUGUGGGGAACAUGUAAAAUUGUAAACUUUUCUUGACUAUUGUUUUCAACUCUUGUGAUUGGUCAAAAUCUUUUAACAAAAAAAAAACACCCUUUCCAAGGGGAGUGUAAAUGCAUCUUAUUGCGUAAACAGCCUUCAUGUAGGUUUGUGCAUUCUCUGUGUAAAAAUAAGAACAUUCCUAUGUGGGAAAGCACCGUUGCCGGAUAACAAAAGAAAUUGCUCUCCACCUUAUAAUUACCCGGAUCAUUACUUAAUCAUCAAAGUUUGUAUAGGUAAUAGCGUGAUUUGUAGUGAUAUUUGGCAUAAAUACCACGAGAGAUAUUUCAAAAUUGUUAUACGUAAUUUCACGAGCCGUUAGGCUAGUGAAAUUUGAGACAAUUUUGAAAUAUCACAAGUGGUAUUUAUGCCAAAUAUCUCGUACAAAUCAUGCUAUUAUUUGUUUAUACUACUACCCGCAAAAGGUUUGUAAUUUUCACAUGUAGGUAUUUCAAAUUAGGCUGAAAUACCACUGCUCUAAGCCAAUCAAAUUGCAGAAAUUUCUCAUGUGGUAGUAUAAAACCACGUAUAACAUGUUUAAGGAGCGUAUAAACUGAGUCACGAAUUUCACUGUGUCUUUUAGACUAAUUUUAUUUUUUUUACUAAUAUAGCCAUGUUGGAUACUUCUAUUAAAUUGCAGGUUUUGAUGAAUUAUUAUUGGUUUGGAGACAGUCUGAAGGACGCCGUAUCGAAACCACGCCUACACAGUCAGCUUUUUCCUAAUAUGGUCUUAGUCGAACCAAAUUUCCCUCAAGAUAUUAUAAGGGGACUGAGGAAAUAUGGACACAAGCGCAUCACAAAUGAUACCACGUUAUUUACCGGUAAAUAAUUCCUUUUCCUACUUUUUGCGUACUUUACACUUUUUUGUACACUUAGACUUCUGUGAGCCAAUUUUACUUGAUGAAACCUAAAUAAUGUUACUCUUACUAUCAGCAUGUUGUUGAGUGCCUUUAACUUUUAAGGCUUUUGUGGUAGAUUCCAGGUACGAUUUUUGCAAUCACGUAAUUUACUACACUAUACAAAUAAAAUAGCUAAAAUAGAUUGAAUAUAACAAAUAGUGUAAGAAACCUUAAUGAAACCACGUGGCUUGUAUAACAUAAGGGUUAACCACAAAAGAGACAAAAAGCGUAAGAAUCAAACAAAAAAGCCCUACGCGGUGGGUCUACAUCCGAAUUUAAGCUCUGAAAGUUGCGUAUUUUCAGGUAAGGAACUUUUUUAGUCUAUUUUACUUUUUUUAACUUGCAUUCGCUUUACGUCAUCCCAGAUUAUUCAAUUUUUUACGUUGAACGGAGUGGCUCUUACUUGGAGACGCUGUGUCUCUGAAGGAAAUUUCCAUGAUAUGUCAUUCUUUGCAGCUUAUAACUCGCUAUAAAAAAAGUCAUGAUAAAUUGAGCAUAACUCAAACCAUGGUUCGGUGCCCUUUAAUAGAAGGGAGAAGUCGUUAGGUCACGUUUCUAUGGUAGCAAAAUUUCUGGAUGAUAUCAAACCGAAAAUUCACUCAAAACGUGAAUUCGCACUGUUUCAAACUUAAUCGAUCUUAUUCAGUUUCAUUCAAUUUGUCAAAUGUUGGCGAAAUUUUCUGGGUUGAAUCCCAAAGGACCGUAUUUAAGUUUAGAAAAAGAAAACUAAUAUUUUUUUGUUGGGUUUACCUACCCCAUGAAGCAAGCACGUGUCGCAGUCGUGCAGCGGCGGCUAAGAAAUGUACAAAAAAGCGUGCUGCACGUGUAAAGUUGUUGAUUUAACUGUUCUCGUUGCCGUCGCCGUCGUCGUUCACCCUUUAACUCCCUAUUGUUGUGAUCCAGAAAUUUUGCUACCAUGGUAACCUGACGUCACACUUCUUCUCUCUAUUGUAACUGUAUUUGGAAAACACUUAUGAUCUCUAUCGCAUUUAGGAACACCCCUACAAAUAAUGGGCGUUGUUCAGCUUGUUGUUCGAGAGGACAACGGAGAGCUACUGGCACUAGCUGACUAUCGCAAAGGAGGAGUCGCGGCAGGUUACCGCUGACCGAACACACAUCUUAGUGG